This is a messenger RNA of Populus euphratica (Euphrates poplar), 3303 nucleotides long. Its product is annotated as probable methyltransferase PMT26. Gene Ontology annotation, cellular component: trans-Golgi network; cytoplasm; endosome. Bases 404 to 2926 code for a protein of 840 amino acids. The record is from RefSeq and is a predicted model, not a curated record. Lineage: Eukaryota; Viridiplantae; Streptophyta; Magnoliopsida; Malpighiales; Salicaceae. Gene Ontology annotation, molecular function: methyltransferase activity. The transcript has 9 exons.
UCUAUCAGCAAUGCCUCUCUCUCAAGAGCAGCUGAUUUCACGGCAAUUCUUGUGGCUUUAACUCUCCGUGUCUUGUUCGACCGUCCCUUUUCCUCUCCCUCUUACGUAGAUUAUAGGAGUUCUGUACUAACACAACCAAAGUGAACACUGAUCCUUCUUAUUUAACCCAUCUCUAAUCUCUUCGUAUUCUUCUCCUACUUCUAUUUCUUUAUCCUUAUCUUUCCCUUUUCUUGUCAAUUAGUAGCUUUGGAUCAAUCUCUCUCUCCCUCCCUCUUUGCCAACUUAGAAAUAUGAACAAAUAAGGCUAUAAAAGCUUGCAUCUUUCACACCCGAGAUCUGCUUCUCUUCGUAUUAUCAAUACAAGGUGUUCAAAAUUUUGAGAAUUGAUUGGCUAUAGGAGAACAUGGCGUUAGGAAAAUACAGCAGGGUAGACAAUAGAAGACAAAAUUCGAGUUACUGCUCGACAGUGACAAUCACGGUGUUUGUGGGUCUCUGCUUGGUUGGGGUAUGGAUGAUGACAUCGUCUUCUGUGGUUCCUGGACAAAGUGUUGAUGUUCCUGCUCAGGAAAACAAGAAUGAGGUGAAGCAACAAGUUCCUGAAAGCAAUGAAAUCAAUCCUAAGCAACCUGAGGAUAGCCCGGGUGAUUUGCCUGAGGAUGCAACACAAGGAGACAGCAGUACACCUGAAGAGAAGCCCGAGGAGAUUCCUGAAGAGAAGCCAGAGGAGAAGCCAGAGGAGAAGCUGGAGGAGAAGCAAGAAGAGAAGCCAGAGGAGAAGCCGGAGGAGAAGCAAGAAGAGAAGCCUGAGGAGAAGCCGGAGGAGAAGCCUGAGGAAAAAUCAAAUGAAGAUACCAAGUCCGAUGAUGGGUCAACUACUGAGACACAAAAUGGAGGAACUAAUGCAGAGGAUGCUGACACUAAGAUCAACAAUGGAGAAACAAACACAAAAGAUGGAGGGACAAAGCCAGAUGAUGGAGAAAGUAAUGCAGCUGGACAAGGAGAUUCUGAGAAGAAUUCAACGGAGAAGAAACCUGGUACUGAUGAGACUGAAACAAAAUUGGAUGAGAAUACUGGUGAAGGUGAGGAUGGGGAAACAGGGAAUGAUAAGAUAGAUGAGAAGGUGGAUCAGAAAGAUAGUAAGGAGGCGGAUAAAAGUUCUGAUGGGCAGGCCAACAACCAGGGUUCAGGUGAGUUACUUCCUUCAGGGGCUCAGUCAGAGCUUUUGAAUGAAACGACCACUCAGAGUGGUUCGUGGUCAACUCAGGCAGCAGAGUCAAAGAAUGAGAAGGAAACUCAAAAGUCUUCUAAUCAGCAAGGGAGGUACAAUUGGAAACUGUGCAAUGUCACUGCUGGGCCUGAUUACAUCCCAUGUCUUGACAAUUGGCAAAAAAUUAGGAGUCUUCAUUCUACAAAGCACUAUGAACAUCGAGAGAGGCACUGUCCUGAAGAACCCCCAACCUGUCUUGUUCCUCUUCCUGAAGGAUAUAAACGCCCAAUUGAGUGGCCAACAAGCAGGGAAAAGAUAUGGUACCAUAAUGUUCCCCACACCAAGCUUGCACAAAUUAAGGGGCAUCAAAACUGGGUGAAAGUUACUGGUGAAUUCCUCACUUUCCCUGGUGGUGGAACCCAGUUUAAGCAUGGCGCUCUUCAUUACAUUGACUUCAUAAGUGAGUCUGUGCCUGACAUUGUAUGGGGAAAACAAACCCGUGUGAUAUUGGAUGUUGGAUGUGGAGUUGCUAGCUUUGGAGGAUAUCUCUUUGACAGAGAUGUUCUAACAAUGUCAUUUGCCCCUAAAGAUGAGCAUGAAGCUCAAGUACAAUUUGCUCUUGAAAGAGGAAUCCCAGCUAUAUCAGCUGUGAUGGGAACAAAGAGGCUUCCCUACCCUGGCAGAGUUUUUGAUGCUGUUCAUUGUGCGCGCUGUAGAGUACCGUGGCAUAUUGAAGGUGGUAAACUUCUUCUGGAGCUGAAUCGCGUGUUGCGGCCUGGUGGUUUCUUUGUGUGGUCUGCUACUCCUGUUUAUCAGAAGCUAGCUGAAGAUGUUGAAAUUUGGCAAGCCAUGACCGAACUAACAAAAACUAUGUGCUGGGAACUUGUGUCUAUUAACAAGGACACAAUUAAUGGAGUGGGUGUAGCUACAUACAGGAAGCCUACUUCCAAUGACUGCUAUGAGCAAAGAUCAAAACAAGAGCCUCCACUUUGUGAAGCAUCUGAUGAUCCAAACGCAGCCUGGAAUGUGCCGCUGCAAGCAUGUAUGCAUAAGGUGCCUGUAGAUUCACUGGAACGUGGGUCUCAAUGGCCAGAGCAAUGGCCGGCAAGGUUGGGUAAAACACCUUAUUGGAUGUUGAGUUCCCAAGUUGGGGUUUAUGGUAAACCAGCACCAGAAGAUUUCACUGCAGAUUAUGAGCACUGGAAGCGGGUGGUCUCCAAUUCAUAUCUAAAUGGAAUUGGAAUAAACUGGUCAUCUGUGAGAAAUGCCAUGGACAUGAGAUCUGUUUAUGGAGGUUUUGCUGCAGCUCUGAAGGAUUUGAACGUGUGGGUCAUGAAUGUGAUCACAGUAGACUCGCCAGAUACUCUACCUAUAAUUUAUGAACGUGGGCUGUUUGGAAUUUAUCAUGAUUGGUGUGAAUCAUUCAGCACUUAUCCUAGAUCUUAUGAUCUUCUCCAUGCGGACCAUCUAUUCUCCAAGGUUAAAAAGAGGUGCAGUAUGGUGGCUGUAUUUGCGGAAGUUGAUAGAAUUCUGAGGCCAGAAGGGAAGCUCAUUGUCCGGGACAAUGUUGAGACCAUUAAUGAGCUGGAGAACAUGGCAAGGUCUAUGCAGUGGGAGGUUCGUAUGACCUACUCUAAGGACAAGGAAGGAUUGCUGUGUGUCCAGAAAUCCAUGUGGCGACCCAGUGAGUCAGAGACACUCACUUAUGCUAUUGCUUAAGCAUGAUUCCAGCCCAGUCAGUGGCAUUUCCAUUCUCGGUGUUCUAUUGCAAGUGAGAUUAGGUAUUCUUUUUGCUCUGGUUGCUAAUUACAAUUCAUGUAACUGCAUCUCCAUGUUAGCUUAUCUACCAUGAUAAUUAGGAUUGUCAUUGUCAGAUGUUUUCCGUAUCUUUUAGUUUUAUGAUUUCUUCAUCCCAAGAUUUGUGUCACAGUUUCAGUUAAUAUUAUUGUUAAAAAGAUGACAAUACAUUCUUCAAGUGUAAAGUCCAAUUGUUAUAGGUUUGGACGAACAUCAAAUUUUUUGAAUAUCAUAUUGAAAUGUGUAAUGCUGAAUUUGUCUCUAUUGCAUCUCAAUGAAAGAAAAGUUGAUUGUGGACA